Messenger RNA from Orcinus orca (killer whale), 1375 nucleotides. It is a transcript of the gene SMPD2, whose product is annotated as sphingomyelin phosphodiesterase 2. The transcript has 10 exons. Gene Ontology annotation, cellular component: cytoplasm. NCBI's taxonomy places the organism in Eukaryota, Metazoa, Chordata, Mammalia, Artiodactyla, Delphinidae. The record is from RefSeq and is a predicted model, not a curated record. The coding region runs from base 87 to 1358 and encodes 423 amino acids. Gene Ontology annotation, molecular function: sphingomyelin phosphodiesterase activity.
CGGGGAAGGCCGCCCGCCCGCCGCUGUCCCCAACGCGACCGUCGCUGCGGAGGCCGAGCCGUCCCGCGCCGCCGAGCGUCCCUGCCAUGAAGCCCAACUUCUCCCUGCGACUGAAGGUCUUUAACCUCAACUGCUGGGGCAUUCCCUACCUGAGCAAGCACCGGGCCGACCGCGUUAAGCGCCUGGGAGACUUUCUGAACAGGGAGAGCUUCGACCUAGCUCUCCUGGAGGAGGUGUGGAGCGAGCAGGACUUCCAGUACCUGAGGCAGAAGCUGCUCCCCGCCUACCCAGCAGCACACUACUUCAGGAGUGGCAUCAUUGGCAGUGGUCUCUGUGUCUUCUCCAAACACCCAAUCCAGGAAUUCACCCAGCACGGCUUCACCCUCAAUGGCUACCCCUACAUGAUCCACCACGGUGACUGGUUCUGUGGGAAGGCCGUGGGGCUGCUGGUGCUCCGUCUGGGUGGAUUGGUGCUCAACGCCUACGUGACCCAUCUCCAUGCCGAGUACAAUAGACAGAAGGACAUCUACCUAGCACAUCGUGUGGCCCAAGCUUGGGAACUGGCCCAGUUCAUCCACCACACGUCCAAGAAAGCUGAUGUGGUUCUAUUGUGUGGGGACCUCAACUUGCACCCAAAGGACCUGGGCUUCCGCCUGCUGAAGGAGUGGACGGGACUGCAGGAUGCCUAUCUGGAGACUCGGGACUUCAAGGGCCCUGAAGAAGGCUGUACGAUGGUACCGCAGAACUGCUACGUCAACCGGCAGGAGCUAGAGCAGUUCCCCUUGGGUAUCCGUAUCGACUACGUGCUUUAUAAGGCGGUGUCUGGGCUGUACAUCUUCUGUAAGACUCUCAGAACUACUACAGGCCACGAGCCUCACAGCGGCAGCCCCCUCUCCGAUCAUGAGGCGCUGAUGGCUACUCUGUGUGUGAGACACAGCCCCCCCCAGCACAACCCCAGCCCUACCCAUGGACCAGCAGAGAGGUCUCCGCUGAUCAGUGUGCUACGGGAGGCCUGGACAGAACUGGACCAGGGCAUGGCUCAAGGUCGCUGGUGGGCCACCAUCGCUGGCUACGUGAUUGGUCUAGGGCUUCUUCUCCUGGCGUUGCUGUGUGCCCUGGCGGCUGGAGGAGAGAUCAGGGAAGUUGCUGUACUGCUCUGGACCCCCAGUGUAGGACUGGUGCUGGGGGCGGGUGCAUUCUAUCUCUUCCACGUGCAGGAGGUCAAGGGCUUGUGUCGGGCCCGAGCUGAGCUCCAGCAUGUGCUGGGAAGGGCAAGGGAGGCCCAGGACCUGGGCUCAGAGUCCCAGCCAGCCGGGCUCCUGGGGCAGCAGGAAGUAGACAGAGCAGAGGAACAAUAAAGCUUGACACUUUGGUG